AUGCUAGGACAUACAUAGUCUUCAUGCAUAAAAAUCUCAAAAUAACAUUAGGAGCGCAAAUACAGGAACAGGGGCACAAGAUUCACUAGUGUACUAGGUUGUCAUAAUAAAGUAAUGAUAGGAUAGCAAGUAGAUUAUUCACAAGCAUUUAAUACAAGCUAUAGGAUUUGUAGUACACUCCCCAAACUUAGCGGCUAAGCUGGCAACAUAACAUUUAUUUGGUCAUUGUUGUAAUUGAAUAUACAGACAAUUGGGGGAAAAUCUACGCAUACGAUCUAAAAACUAAUUAAGAAUGAAUCUUGUAUAAGUGCAGUAGGAUUAACUAAUAGUAAGUUGUUUGAAAAUGAUUUUGCCGUAUAGGACUCUCAGCUGCUGAUCCUUAAGCAUCAUAGAAUUAGGUAUAAUGCUUCUAAAUAGCGAUAUCAGCUAAAUGUCAAACAGACAUACAAUACAAGUUAUACUCACUGUUUCCGCAAGAUACACUAGCAAGUAAUUUAAGAAAACAUGAGAGAUCUUGAGAUUUAUAGUGAAUCUUAGGACAUUAAAGAGACUAAGCUAUAAAUUUUACAGUUUCCAUUGUUAUAUGAUAUCUCAUACUUAACAACUGUAAUUAGAAAGCAAAUGUCAAGAGGUACAAGGUAAAAAAACUUGUUCAAUUUAAGAGCAUUGGCAUAUUUAUAAAAUAAAUUAUGUAUGUGUAUUAUAUGAAAAAGUUAAGCAAUCAUUUGCGAUGAUCUAAGUGUGGUUUCUAAAAGGGCAACCAUAAAUAUGUGUAAAUUCAAAAUUAUGAAAGCUAAGGUAUCAGCAGAACAUAAACAGCAACGUAGAUACUUUGAGGCGGUUAAUUUUUCAUGGAAAUACAGAUUCCUAGUGCGAUAAAAUGGAAAACUUUAGUAAUAAUAACAAUUUAUUGUUUUAAUUAUUAAUUCUUACUAAAUGAUGUUGCUUGUAGGGUAUCAUAAUUACCAAGGCAUGUGA
Molecule: messenger RNA, 978 nt
Organism: Paramecium octaurelia
Lineage: Eukaryota; Ciliophora; Oligohymenophorea; Peniculida; Parameciidae
Source: the annotation of a GenBank genome assembly